GCGGGGCGGAGGUUUCCACGGCAACAGCAGCGGCGGCCGGGCCUGGCCGACAUUUUGUGGGCCGAGGUCUGUGCUGCGCCGGGGGGCGGGUUUGUGGGUGUUGGGGUGGGGGGUCCUGUGCAUAAAAAAUAUAUGUUAUCGUUAAGUUGUCGGUGAUGCUGAGCUAAAAAGGGGCCUCUUCGGUGGCUGGGGCAGCCUUGGUAUUGCAGCGUUUGAAUUUGGGUAGUUCAGGUGAUCGCUGUGCAUUUGAGCCAGAAUCAUGGGACUGUUUGACAAGCUAGCAGGAUGGCUUGGGCUGAAGAAAAAGGAAGUUCAUGUUUUGUGCCUUGGUUUGGACAAUAGUGGCAAAACAACGAUCAUAAAUAAACUUAAACCUUCAAAUGCUCAAACUCAAGACAUUGUUCCAACAAUAGGAUUCAGUAUAGAGAAAUUCAAGACAUCCAGUUUGUCUUUCACAGUGUUUGAUAUGUCGGGCCAAGGCAGAUACAGAAAUCUCUGGGAACAUUACUACAAAGAAGGCCAAGCCAUUAUUUUUGUCAUUGAUAGCAGUGACAAAUUAAGAAUGGUUGUGGCCAAAGAAGAACUUGACACCCUUCUGAAUCAUCCAGAUAUUAAGCACCGUCGACUGCCUAUUCUGUUCUUUGCUAACAAGAUGGACCUCAGGGAUGCGAUAUCAUCUGUGAAAGUAUCUCAGUUAUUGUCAUUAGAAAACAUCAAAGACAAACCCUGGCAUAUCUGUGCCAGUGAUGCUCUUAAAGGAGAAGGUUUACAGGAUGGUGUGGAUUGGCUCCAAGAUCAGAUCCAAGCAAUGAAGACAUGAGAGAUAAAUAAAAGAUGUAUGGUGUUCUCACUUACAAGCUUUGUUAGUAGGUGUACGAGAUCUUGGAAAGGAAGAAAGACUUGAAGAAUACAGACAGUUCAGCUAAAUAUUCUGUGUUGAUUUGUUUCCUUUUAGUAUCACUUCCAGGAAAAAUGCAUUAGAUUACAUAGUACCUCAGGUAUGCACAUCCAUAAAUUAAAUUGAAUCUCGUGACUGAAGAGCAUAUUUAAAACCAAAAAUGUGUAAAUAAUAAGCAUCUGCAUUCAUUUUAGUUAUAGGUGAUAAUUAGCCAUCAGGAAGUGCCCCUAUGUUUUUUGGGGGAAGACAACUUUUGAACAAGUGGUAAAAUUUAUAUUCCCAAGGAAGAAUGAUCAUCACUUCCUGAAAUAAAGCUGUAUGAAAUACUUAAAAUUGGGCACUUGCAAACAGUAGGUAUUUCUGGAUUUUUUUUACUGUAAAUUGUAACAUAGUUUUUUUAAUAACCAUCUGCAAUAGGCUACUAGAAGAAUAUUUUGAUUGAAGUUACAAGGAUUCAAAUAUUAAGUGCAGCUGUUACAAAUGAUUGCAGAUGUUUUUAAGGAACUGUUUGUAAUGAAAUGUUACAAACUGUUUUUGUGAUGUGCUAUGGUUAUAUUUCCAUUCCCAUCAAUAAAACUUUAAAUGUACAGCAUGUCACUUUUUUUUAACAUAAAUAUGUUCAUUGAUUGCCUUUACAUUAUAGGGGUUCUUGGUUUUCAGUUUCAUUUGGAAUUUUUGUCCAUUUCGUGAUGGGAAUAGCAUUCUAUACUGUAAUAAAAUGGUUCUCUCAAGAUUAUUUUUUUAAUUGCAUGUAUUUGUUAUACUUUCUGAUAAGCUAGACUGCGGUUCCAGGUAUUUGUAAAGCAUACAAUUGAAAAUUAUAUUUUGGAAACACAGUUAAGGGGCAGUUCACUAGUUACUAGAUCAUUAAUAUGAAAUAUGUAUUAUACUUCUGUUAUGUGUAAAAUGUUUUACUUUCAAGAAGGAUUUUUAAUAAACCUUCUAACUUCAAAGGUGCAGUCUAGGUAACAAAUUAAACCAAUGCUAAGCACUC
Cygnus olor (mute swan) is the source of this 1892-nucleotide messenger RNA. RefSeq names its product ADP ribosylation factor like GTPase 6 (gene ARL6). Gene Ontology annotation, molecular function: GTP binding; GTPase activity. The coding region runs from base 260 to 820 and encodes 186 amino acids. Gene Ontology annotation, biological process: intracellular protein transport; cilium assembly; protein localization to cilium. The transcript has 8 exons. The record is from RefSeq and is a predicted model, not a curated record. Gene Ontology annotation, cellular component: cytoplasm; axoneme. Lineage: Eukaryota; Metazoa; Chordata; Aves; Anseriformes; Anatidae.